This is a messenger RNA of Capsella rubella, 2154 nucleotides long. RefSeq names its product pentatricopeptide repeat-containing protein At2g25580. Bases 83 to 1891 code for a protein of 602 amino acids. Gene Ontology annotation, biological process: RNA modification. The transcript has a single exon. Gene Ontology annotation, molecular function: RNA binding; protein binding; zinc ion binding. Lineage: Eukaryota; Viridiplantae; Streptophyta; Magnoliopsida; Brassicales; Brassicaceae. The record is from RefSeq and is a predicted model, not a curated record.
UCAAAACCAAACACCAACCCAAGUUCCGACCAAACUGGGUUUCCAUUAUCACUUUUGCCCUCUUCUCUUCUCUUCUCUUCUGAUGUAUAAGAAGAUAGUUUCAUUUCCAUGUACGAAUUAUGCUCUGUCCUUACCCAGCGAGAAAAGAAUCAAUCAUUUCCUGAGACAUCUCUGCACGGCUGUUCAAAGGUUAGAUCUUGGAGACUCUAAUGGAUAUCAGAUCGAAGAUACGUCACGUAUGAACCAUAUAGAAGUGUUUAAAGGGAACAGUGGAAAUGGGCAAAUCCAGAGCUAUGGGAAAGUUAGUGAAAGUCAGAGUUUGGUUUCAAAUCAAGAGCAGUCAUGGAAACAGAGUCCUAGUACGUAUAAUUCGCAGGUUCAAUCUAAUUAUCAAGGCAAAUGGUACGGGAAAAUCUAUGAUUACGAGAGUAAUGAUGAAGACAUAUAUGAGAUGUAUCAGAAAUUUGAUGAGUAUUGUGUACAAGGGAAUCUAAGAAUGGCCUUAAAUAACAUGGAAAAAUUGGAGAAGAAGGGUUGUGAUAUGGGUAUAGAUAGACUUAUAAUGAUAUAUCAGCUAUGUGGGGAUGAGAAUCCAUUUCUAGAAGCUAGUAUUUUAGAAGAAGGUAAGGUUUCUGUUGAGGGGAAGCUGAGAGCUUCAGUUAAAAAUAAUGUGAAUGAUUUGAAACAUUAUACUGAUUACAUGGUUAAUGAAUUUGAUUCAUUGUGCGGACAAGGUAAGGUGAAAAAGGCCUUGUAUACUUUAGGUACAUUGGAGAUUAUGAAUCAUGUUGUGGAUUUGAGUAGACUUUUACGGUUAGCUAAGCUGUGUGGUGAAGCUGAGGCUUUAGAAGAAGCUAAGGCUGUUCAUGGGAAGAUUAGUGCUUUGUGUUGUUAUUUAGAUGUUAGUUGUUUCCAUUUACUGUUGGAAAUGUACUCUAACUGUGGGUUGCUGGAUGAAGCAUGGAGUGUUUUUGAGGAAAUGCCUGAGAGGAAUUUAGAGACUUGGGAUAUUAUUAUAAGAUGUUUUGCGAAGAAUGGUCGAGGAGAAGACGCUAUUGAUAUGUUUAGUCGGUUUAAAAGAGAAGGAAACAAACCUGAUGGUCGACUAUUUAGAGGAGUUUUCUAUUCAUGUGGUAUGUUAGGUGAUGUUGAUGAGGGACUAUUACAUUUUGAGUCGAUGUCUAGGGACUUCGGCAUUGUCCCCUCGAUUGAAGACUAUGUAAGCCUCGUUGAGAUGUAUGCGUUACCCGGAUUUUUAGAAGAGGCUUUGGAAUUUGUGGAGAGAAUGCCAAUGGAGCCAAAUGUUGAUGUGUGGGAAACAUUGAUGAAUCUUUCUCGUGUGCAUGGGAAUUUAGAACUUGGAGACCAUUGUGCUGAGUUAGUUGAAUUGUUAGAUCCUACGCGGUUGAAUAAACAAUCCCGGGAAGGGUUUGUACCAGUCAAGGCAUCAGAUGUUGAGAAAGAGAGUCUAAAGAAAAAGUCGGGAGUUUAUCCUCUUCUCGGAGUCAGUAACAAGAUGCAGGAAUUUAGGGCAGGGGACACCAAUCUUCCUGAGAAUGGUGAACUGUUCGAGCUAUUGAAGAAUUUCAAGAUGCAUAUGAUAGAGAUGGGAUAUGUCGCUGAUACGAAACCUGCUUUGCAUGAUAUCGACCAAGAGAGUAAAGAGACGGCACUUCUUGGUCAUAGCGAGAGGGUAGCUUUUGCUCGUGCUGUUCUCACUACUGCACCCCGCAAACCUUUUACUGUUAUGAAAAACCUCCGUGUAUGUGUCGAUUGUCAUCACGCAUUGAAGAUGAUGGCACUUAUAGCUGGUAGAUUAGUGGUCAUGCGCGAUGCAAAGAGGUUCCACCAUCUUAAAGACGGGGUUUGCAGCUGUAAUGACUAUUGGUGAUUAACAACAGAGCUUGAGGUAUAUGUGUUCUAUGGAGUACGCGUUGAAAUGUUUUUGGCUCUUUUUACCCGAAGCUGCCAUAUUGUUGUUAUAGAUCAGUCUCAUUCUCUUGUCCCAUCCAGUUUAUGAUAAGGUAUAUCAUGAAUGCUAUGUAUCGUUUAUAUAUGAACAAUUCAUUGUGUUUAUAUGAGCACUUUGAAUAUGUACAUUUUUUUUUUCCAAAUCAAAAUACACAAUGAUCAAUUUAUAAUGAGUUUUGUAAA